Molecule: messenger RNA, 1769 nt
Organism: Puccinia graminis f. sp. tritici CRL 75-36-700-3
Lineage: Eukaryota; Fungi; Basidiomycota; Pucciniomycetes; Pucciniales; Pucciniaceae
Exons: 13
Coding region: 211-1548 (445 amino acids)
Molecular function (GO): pectate lyase activity
Source: RefSeq, a predicted model, not a curated record
CAACGCCAUCCACCCUCAAGUAACACUAUUCUUUCCCUUUUUCAUUACAUCGGUCGAUCCGAUAUCAGGCAAGAUCACUGAUUGUAUUCAGCUUCCACGUCCUACAACAAAAACUCAGUCCAAGUUCUUUCGUUUGAACCCUACUGAACCAUUUGACGGGGAUAGUCUGAAUUUUUUUCCACUCACUUUCAAUUACCAUCGGAUCAUUAGAUGGCCGGUUCACUAUCCUUCAUCCUGCUCUGCCUGCAAGUGGUAUCCGUAGUUUUAGCAAACUCGGAUCCCAGUGCUCACAUACAUCGCCGCUCCCCAGAAAAAGCUCCCAAGCCAUCUGGCUCUCGUGCACCGAAAGCACCCGCCCCUGGUGUGGUGCCUAGUCCCAUUCGGGGUCCGAAUGGCAACUCUCCUGACCCUAAAGGUACUGCAAAACCUGUCCCAUUUGGAUUCGGAUCCAAAGUUACGGGCGGCGGAAACGCCACCCCACAAACCCCAAAGGAUACCGCGCAACUGGAGGCCUGGUUGACCGACAAAGUCCCUAGGGUCAUCUUGAUCAACAAAACUUACGACUUUACCUCCCCUACCAAUACAACAGCUAACGGAUGCCAACCUUGGAAAGCUUGCUCAAACGGACUGAAAGUACAAAAAGCAGUCAAUUUUGACCACUGGUGCAGCAAAGAGAAAACAUUUGCCAGCAACAUCGCCGUUACAAUUGAAGCUUCCCCGUUGAGUCCGAUAAAGAUUGGAAGCCGUAAGACUUUGUUGGGUGUCGGCAGAUCGGCGAUUAUUAAAGGAAAAGGAUUUUUGUUAUACCGCGUCGACAAUGUCAUCAUCCAGAACAUCCACAUUACGUGGUUGAAUCCGCACAUCGUCUGGGGAGGUGAUGGAAUCAUGAUGGACGGAGCGAAGAAUAUAUGGAUCGAUCAUUGUUCUUUCAGCUACAUUGGUCGACAAAUGAUCGUUACUGGCGGCACAACGCAGGCUGAAGCCAAUACUGGCAUUACAAUAUCCAACAAUCUAUUUUCGGGAAGAACCAAAUGGUCCGCUCGGUGUCAAGAUCGUCAUUACUGGACAGCACUAUUCUCAGGCGCCAAUGACCAAAUUACUAUGGCUCGCAACUGCAUUGAUUCCACAUCAGGAAGGAGCCCAAAAACAGGAGGCUCUGGAAAUCCUAAGGUACUAUUACAUUACUACAACAACCUACACACGAAUAUUAUAGGAGAGACUCUUGAAGUAGGAUCAGGGAGCAACUUGUUAGCGGAAGGAAACGUCUUUGAGAACGUCAAAAUCCAGGACCCCGGAGAUCUCAAAACGCAAGAUGGCGGACACUCUUAUGUCCCUUUGAAGCCUGCAGAGGCAGAUCGAUGCAAGUCAAUUCUUGGAAGACCUUGCGCCACCAACCUGCUGAUACAGUCCUCACCAUACAAGUUUUCUGUCGACACCCAAGCUGUGGAUGCUUUUAAAGUAUAUCCAGCAGCGGCUCAAGCAAAAGUCCUGCCCGCCUCUAGUAUCCAACAUGGGGUUCCUGGCCGUUGCGGAGUAGGCUAUAUGUAAAAUUUCUCUCCUUUUUCAAAUCCAAACACAGAAGUCUCCAAAUUCUUUAUAGUGUGUAACAUUAAAGAACAAAAAUAGCUUCAAAAAAUGGUUACUGGGAUAUCACUUGGGAUUUAAAACUAUGGAUUUUACACAAAGAUUGUAAAUUGUAUCUGAGUCACAAAAUAGAAGUGUUUUGAAUAUUUAUGCCCAGGCAUAGUGAGUGGAACCGUAAGAUGACA